GUCUAAGCGCGAGCUACCACCCGCAAGCCAUCGGAUCGGUCGGGGGGAUGAAUAGUGUCUUUUUGGUACAGUACCACACCUGGGCGCUAGUUGCUCGAUCAGGUACCGUUCCUUGAAGGCUUAGAUGGCGCUUGCGGCCCCGUCCCGCCACUUGUCGCAUUCUCGACGAACAGGGAGCGGCAAGCAUGCGACAAGGGUCGAUGUGAAAGGGUGGCACAUGGACAAGCCAAACCAAACAACGGGAUGGACUCCCCAUGUCCCGACCUUUUGGUGUCGAGGACGCUUUAAACACUACGUACGGUUUUCAAGAGGCAGACAAGUGCCUUGCAUCAGGUGCAUCUCUUGUUUUCCCCUCCACCUCACCUCCUUCAAAGCAUCUAAUCUUGUCCAUAUCCAUGUUUCAAUCCAUGCAUCAACUCCCCUGUCCUGCGCCCCAUACUCAGCUCGCAGGGUUGCCUUCAACCUUGGGUCAAUCACAUCGACAUCCCCAUGCAUCCAUGUUCUAACACUCUCUCAGAUAAUCCUGCCCAGGUCUAACCCAGCAAUGCCUCUCCUGGUUCCUAUCUUUGUACCAAGAGUAAAUAUCUCACUUGCACUGAGCCCCAUAUUCACAUCUGUAUCCCUGCUAAACACCGAGCUUGCUCUACUCGCCAGCCUUAGCCGUCUGUACCUCUUCCCGUCUGUGAUCUUUGCUUCAAUUCUACACCAACUCCCCCACUAUUACUCCCGCUUGCUGUUCUAUACCCUCAUCGCCCACCUUCUUUACAUGAGCCUAAAGCGUCCCAUCUGCCGGGACUUGUUCAUACGCCUCCCAGGGGGCUGUGUCUUACCAAGUUUGGCUUGUCCAUCUACAAUUCUCCGGACUCACUGCCUCUUUUGAUUUGUGCUUCUGUUCUCAACUCUGGGCCAUGGCUAGUCUCAAGAAUAUCAUGAACACCGACGAUGAACACGCCGAUUCAGGUUCCGGAAUCCGUUCCGUCUGUUCGACUUCAAGACCAUCCCCUACCCACAGCCAUGCUACUACAUUAAAACAUCCACCACCCCCUUCCUCCCAUGACAACGGGUCUGAUAAUCCUAUCUCAUCCAUGACAUCUUGUCUCGACGAUCACCCAUUGUCACCAAAGCCCAAUAUCAACAUGACUAGCCGACGCCGUAGCAACGCAAGUGUCGACUCCAACGAAUUCUCCUACCAGCCUGGCCCAUCAUCUCAGACUCCCAUGAGGCCCUUCACCGGAGCAGCCACUGGAGAGGCACACGUAAAGUUGACUCCUAUAACCAGAAAGAUCAGUAAGGCAAAGAAAGGUGUCCCAGUUCAUACAUGCAACCAAUGCCCCAAGACCUUCUCUCGGGCAGAGCACUUGAGACGUCAUCAACUCAGCCAUUCAGCUCCUGAUCUAUUCUGCCCGGUCGAAAACUGUAACAAGACUUUCCAUCGCAAGGACCUCCUCGACCGUCAUGUCCAAAGACAUGAGCAAGAUGGUCAAGAUGUUAGAGAUCCGAAACAUAACCGUCAAGGCAGCCCGAAAACACCUAACCUGCCUCCUGCAGACUCUGUCCCAGAACCAGGACUCAAGAUGCCGGAAGUCUAUAGACACCCUCGAGCAGUAACCGCAAGCAGCAGCUCGAACAUGGUUGGCUCAUGGCCAUCAGUGACAUCGACAUCUGCUCCUCAUCAGGCCUACAAUCCACCGCCAACCGUGAACAAUUCCUCAGACAACUACCCCAUCGGGCCAAACAACUAUGUACUCCAUACACUGCCAACGAACGAAAGUUUUGUAACAAGCUAUUCGGAACCACGAAACAUGUCCGACAUGUCUCUCAUAUCAUCCAUUCCUGAGGAAGCACCCCCUGAUCUAGGCUGGCCCGAAAGCUCAAUGUCUUCAUCAGCCCCUACAAGCACAUUUUCGACUCCCCCGGAUAACACCAGGCGCUCACAGUUCUCCGUGCCAACAACGAACGGGUCUUGGAUGACUGCGACUCCAACUUACCCAACUACUGCAAAUGACAUCACUGCCAGUCUGGACAGCAACACAUACCCUUGCUCGUAUUCAUAUACCGACACUCCGCCACAAGCAUAUCCUUCUGUCUUUGGCGAUAUGGAUCUUGCAUUACCUGGAUACUCCGAAGGCCCUUCUUUCAGCACUACCAACCAGAUCCCUAUUCCUACAGUUCGUAGCAUGUCCCCCUCGUUAGCUGUCGCUCAAUCUGAGACUUUAGUAGCUGUCCCCUCGCUGCCAGCAUCAGAUGGACUUUUCGGAUUGGGGGCGUGUAGCUCUGGGCCUUCGGAUGGUAGCUUAUUGAGUACUCCUGAUCUGAUGCCCCUAUCUCUCUCUACAGCAACGAGAGACUCAAUUCCGACAUAUUUAGAAACCUACUGGGAGCAUGUCCAUCCCAAGAACCCCAUCAUACAUAAGCACACUUACGAGGAUGUACCCGAGGAGGAGAAAGAGCAUGUGCAUGUGCUCCAAUGCGCCAUGGCUGCUCUGGCGACACAAUAUAUCCCUAAUGCAGACGACCGCAUGAAGGGAGCACAGCUUCAUGCAUACGCCUGGCAAAAGUCAAAAGUGUUUAUACAAGCUGAAAAGUGGUCAAUACCAGUACAGCAAACUAUUGCACUCUGCGAGUAUUAUGCUCGGUUUCGUGGCAGAAAGCCACACUCACAUCAGCCCUCUGCCCGGUUCACUGCACUCUACCACAGGGUUUUUAAUCGUCACCAUGAAUCUUCUUCUGGCUCUUCGACCCAAGGUCAGUCGGCUUGGAAGAUAUGGGUUGCUGCAGAAACUCAACGACGACUGCUGGCUGCCUGCUUCCUCCUGGAUGUCCACAGUUCACGGUAUCAUCAACGACCGUAUGUUGCCGCCAUUGGCCUGGACUACACUGCUCCGGACGCUCUUCCUAUUCCACUCACAGCAACAACAACAAAAUCUUGGGAAGCACAUGAUCCUCAAACAUGGACACGACUACGGACAAGAAAGGACCCGAAAACCAUCUCAAGCAUCAACAUCAGGACACUCUCUGCCACUGAUGUAGCAUCUCUGCCUGCCUUUGACGCGGCAAUCUUGCUUGCAGCAUGUUCAUUAUUUAUUUCGCGUCGUCAGAACCCAGCACACGUUGGCCUGAUGGAUGGUGCACUGAACUUUGAGUCGGAGAGAAUGCUUAUGUUAAGAGUAUUUCCUGACUCGGCAGUUGCCAGCACCUACUUAGCCCUUCACUACACACCUCUUUACUACCUAUUAUCAGUAUCUGGGCAGAGCUGGGUCUUCAACAAGAAGGUGACAGACUUCAAUGUCUUUGUGGAACACCAGAAGUUACUAGGCGAAUGGUGCAAAUCUAGCACAGCUGCGAUCGCCACGAUUUUUGCUGCCCGUGCUUUGAACAUGUUCCUUAAGCUCAAGGCUUCAUCCGAUCGGGAAGAAGACAGAAAAGGAAAAUUCAGCCAGCAACAAGCAGUACAUUGGACAGAUAUUUCGGACUACUGGGGUGCUUACGUUUGCUCGUUGAUCUGUUGGGCCUUUGGUAUUGAGGAUAAACAGGACAGGGAUAAUACCAAAAAUUUGCCAAAAGCUCCAAAGCAGUGGAUCUUGACAGUUGCGGAUCUGGAGCCGUCUGAGUUGCAAGCUCAGAAUCACCGCAAUGGGGCUCAAAAGGUUGUAAGUCUCGUGAAGGAGGCGUUGGAAAACGAUUGCCUGGGCGGAGGAAACAUUCUUUUUGCAGAUGCCGUGAACGUUUUAAAACAACUAGAAAGGGGGGUAUCUGCGAGGUCAUGCCCAGCUGUUUGAGGGUCUGGCGUUCAUGAAGGGCCAUGCCCUGUUUCUUUCUUCUCUCUCAUUUAUAUAUUUGUUUCGAGUUGACCGCAUUGAUGUGAUAUGAGAGCUGGAUAUGAUAUGAGACUGAGGGCGGAUGAGGAGAGGGGUUUGGUGGCUUGUAGCGUCGUCUCAGGAUCUCAGCCCUGGGGGAUAAUUAGAAUAGAGACAAGGGCCUGGAGGUUGUUAAAUGAGUG
Molecule: messenger RNA, 4000 nt
Organism: Fusarium verticillioides 7600
Lineage: Eukaryota; Fungi; Ascomycota; Sordariomycetes; Hypocreales; Nectriaceae
Exons: 6
Coding region: 909-3779 (956 amino acids)
Biological process (GO): regulation of transcription by RNA polymerase II; DNA-templated transcription
Cellular component (GO): chromatin
Molecular function (GO): DNA-binding transcription factor activity, RNA polymerase II-specific; RNA polymerase II cis-regulatory region sequence-specific DNA binding; zinc ion binding
Source: RefSeq, a predicted model, not a curated record